Molecule: messenger RNA, 1751 nt
Organism: Piliocolobus tephrosceles (Ugandan red Colobus)
Lineage: Eukaryota; Metazoa; Chordata; Mammalia; Primates; Cercopithecidae
Gene: B3GNT8
Product: UDP-GlcNAc:betaGal beta-1,3-N-acetylglucosaminyltransferase 8
Exons: 2
Coding region: 319-1512 (397 amino acids)
Biological process (GO): protein O-linked glycosylation; poly-N-acetyllactosamine biosynthetic process
Cellular component (GO): Golgi membrane
Molecular function (GO): protein N-acetylglucosaminyltransferase activity
Source: RefSeq, a predicted model, not a curated record
CUGUCUUACCAGAAACCAGCCCUAACACGCCAGAGCUCCAUCUCUCAGGUCGGCCUCCUGCCCUCCUCCCUCCCUCCCUCCCUCCCUCCCUCCUGCCUCAGCCCCGCCCCGGCCCCUGGGGCCCUCCCCGCUCCCGCUCCGCUCCCCUCCCCGCCCCUCUGGACUGGCUGGGCAGGGCUGGGCCUGGCCAGUCGACAACGCAGGGGCUGGGGCAGGCAGAUCAGAGGGAGCUGAGGGAGGCCUGACCUGAGGCCAGCACCCGGAGCUGGUGGGAGCCAGACCCAGAGCUCCGCGGCCGCCCCUUCCCCGGGCCAGGCCAUGCGCUGCCCCAAGUGCCUUCUCUGCCUGUCAGCACUGCUCACACUCCUGGGCCUCAAAGUGUACAUCGAGUGGACAUCCGAGUCCCGGCUCAGCAAGGCCUACCCCAGCCCUCGGGGCACCCCGCCAGGCCCCACGCCAGCCAACCCUGAGCCCACCCUACCUGCCAACCUCUCCGCCCGCCUGGGCCAGACUGGCCCACUGCCCUUCGCUUACUGGAACCAGCAGCAGUGGCGGCUGGGUUCCCUACCCAGUGGGAACAGCACUGAAACGGGGGGCUGCCAGGCUUGGGGGGCCGCCGCCGCCGCCGAGAUCCCUGACUUCACCUCCUACCCCAAGGACCUCCGCCGCUUCCUGCUGUCAGCAGCCUGCCGGAGCUUCCCACAGUGGCUGCCUGGAGGUGGUGGCGGCCAAGUCUCCAGCUGCUCGGAUACUGAUGUCCCCUACCUGCUGUUGGCCGUCAAGUCAGAACCAGGGCGCUUUGCAGAACGACAGGCCGUGAGGGAGACGUGGGGCAGUCCAGCUCCAGGGAUCCGGCUGCUCUUCCUGCUAGGGUCUCCAGUGGGUGAGGCGGGGCCUGACCUAGACUCACUAGUGGCCUGGGAGAGCCGUCGCUACAGUGACCUGCUGCUCUGGGACUUCCUCGACGUCCCAUUCAACCAGACGCUCAAAGACCUGUUGCUGCUGGCCUGGCUGGGCCACCACUGCCCCGCUGUGAGUUUUGUCCUGCGAGCCCAGGAUGAUGCCUUUGUGUACACCCCUGCCCUGCUGGCUCAUCUGCGGGCCCUGCCACCUGCCUCGGCCCGAAACCUCUACCUGGGUGAGGUCUUUACACAGGCCAUGCCUCUCCGGAAGCCAGGAGGACCCUUUUACGUGCCUGAGUCCUUCUUCGAAGGUGGCUACCCAGCCUAUGCAAGCGGGGGUGGCUACGUCAUUGCCGGGCGCCUGGCACCCUGGCUGCUGCGGGCAGCAGCCCGUGUGGCACCCUUCCCCAUUGAGGACGUCUAUACUGGCCUUUGCAUCCGAGCCUUGGGCCUGGUGCCCCAGGCCCACCCAGGCUUCCUCACAGCCUGGCCAGCAGACCGCACUGCGGACCACUGCGCUUUCCGCAACCUGCUGCUAGUACGGCCCCUGGGCCCUCAGGCCAGCAUUCGGCUCUGGAAACAACUGCAAGACCCAAGGCUCCAGUGCUGACUCUCGGUGGGGAGGGCGGAGGUGCUGACCUGGCCCGGGCCCUGGCCUGGGCCUCUGGGGCUUGCCCCUGGCUCAGCCCCUCCUUCCAGGUCUUGAUGGGAGGGAGGAGGGCCUAGAAGCUGGACAACUUAAGCCACUCCUUGGCCUCCCCAGCCAGGGGCCUGGGCAGGCAAGAUGGGGUGGUGGGCUGUUUUUGCCUACUUUUUGUUUUUGAAAAACAUGCACUCCCCACUCUGAGG